This is a messenger RNA of Enterobius vermicularis (human pinworm), 504 nucleotides long. Lineage: Eukaryota; Metazoa; Nematoda; Chromadorea; Rhabditida; Oxyuridae. The record is from the annotation of a GenBank genome assembly.
UUGAAGCGAGAUGAAAUUCAAAGAUGUGUUCAGAGGCAUGAAUAUCAGAUGGAAAAUCAAAAGAGAGCUGCUAAAGAAUUACUACAAGCUGGGAAAAAAGAUCGCGCACUUCUAAUCUUGAAAAAAAAGCGGUUGUUGGAAAACCUAAUCAACAGAAGUCUAAAUCAGCUUAAUACUCUGGAGAAAAUGGUGUACAGCAUUGAAGAAGCUUCUAUGCAAGCUACCGUUGUUGAAGGGUUGAAAUCAGGGAAUGAAGCUUUAAAAGAAAUAAACAAGAUGUUUUCUAUCGAUGAAGUUGAGAAAAUUAUGGAUGAGACUCGAGAGGCUGCUGAGUAUCAAGAAGUAAGUUUUAAUUCUGGUGCUCAGUUGACGGAAAAUGAUAUGGAAGAAGUAAAUGCGGAGUUGGAAGCGUUAGUUGCUGGUGAAACUGAAAAUUUACAGUUUCCUGCUGUGCCGUCGGAGCCAUUACCUUCAAGGGAAGAAAAAGAAAAAAGUAUCUCUUAA